This is a messenger RNA of Musca vetustissima, 446 nucleotides long. RefSeq names its product partner of bursicon-like. Gene Ontology annotation, molecular function: neuropeptide hormone activity; G protein-coupled receptor binding. Gene Ontology annotation, biological process: G protein-coupled receptor signaling pathway. The transcript is spliced from 2 exons. Lineage: Eukaryota; Metazoa; Arthropoda; Insecta; Diptera; Muscidae. The record is from RefSeq and is a predicted model, not a curated record. The coding region runs from base 3 to 446 and encodes 147 amino acids. Gene Ontology annotation, cellular component: bursicon neuropeptide hormone complex; extracellular region.
AUAUGUUAAAAUUGUGGAAAUUAUCUUUGCAAUGUUUAUUCAUUUAUGUGCUACUACUUACCGAAAAUCUCACCAAUGCCCUGCGCUAUUCCCAAGGAACUGGAGAUGAAAAUUGUGAAACCAUUAAAUCGGAAAUCCAUUUGAUCAAGGAGGAAUUCGAUGAAUUGGGCAGGAUGCAAAGGACAUGUAAUGCCGAUGUGAUUGUGAAUAAAUGUGAAGGAUUGUGUAACAGUCAGGUGCAGCCAUCGGUUAUUACACCAACGGGGUUUUUGAAGGAAUGCUAUUGCUGUCGUGAAAGUUUCCUGAAAGAGAAAAUCAUCACCCUUUCCCAUUGUUAUGAUCCAGAUGGUACCCGUUUAAAUUCUCCGGAAAUGGCAACUAUGGAUAUUCGUUUGCGGGAGCCAACCGAUUGUAAAUGUUUCAAAUGUGGUGAUUUUACAAGAUAA